Molecule: messenger RNA, 1004 nt
Organism: Clarias gariepinus (North African catfish)
Lineage: Eukaryota; Metazoa; Chordata; Actinopteri; Siluriformes; Clariidae
Gene: spmap2l
Exons: 8
Coding region: 224-718 (164 amino acids)
Source: RefSeq, a predicted model, not a curated record
UCCAAACACAAGGCAUUUCAGGUCAAAUCCAUCACCCAGAAUCCUGCAGCUUGCUCGGCCCCGAGAAUCUAAAACGGUUUGGCUCACGACACCCGUAAAGGUGAAUUGGGGAAACCAGGAGACAAUAUGGUCGCCGUCCUGGUCCGCAUUACAAGCUGUACCGACAUCAAGGAUUCUAGCUCUGUCGCAACCCAAAAAGGAUUUCUCUGCCCUCCAUGAAGAAAUGCUCAGGAAAAGGCGCGUGGAGGUUGAGGAAGAAAAGAAGAAGGGGGCGUGGCUUCCUUCCAGUACAGCUCAGUAUGAACAUGUCACGCGCUUGGCAGCCCCAAAUUAUCGUCACAGGAGCUUCAGGGCAGUCAGCCCCCCUCACACAAACCGAUGUGAGCACAGCUGUCCUGUGUGGCACAUCAGCCCUGCAGUCCGCACAGCUGUCGCCUCUCCUCGAAUUCUUCAGCUUGCUCAGCCCAGACACACACACCCCGAGUUCAAGAGCAACCGCCAGAACACAGAAACAUGCAUUUCAUGUGCAGCAAAAUCAGCUCGGGCGAGUCCGAGACUCGAGCAGUUGUGUGUGCCCAGACUGCGAGAGAGCAAACUCUUCUACCAGCUUGGAUGUCCUGAGAGCUCCAUCAGGCCAGUGUCUAAAGGAGCGAGGAAAGCCACAGCAAGCACUCGUGUGAGAGAGCUCUCCGUCCCAAAGAGCUACUUGCCUCCCUGAAAUAAGCUAUAAAGAGACAGAGACCUCAUAAUCACAUACCCGGAUAUGAUUAUUAUAUAUCAUGGAUCAAGAACACACAACAGAGAGGAAGGAAAAAUAAACAAGUAUAACACAUGGACUGAUUAAAUGACCACACUAAGAAACAUGUAAAAAAGUUUCCAUGUUUUUUUUUUUUCUUUCUGUUUUUCUGUUUUUGCUAUCUGCAAACCUCAGACUUUACCUUGGAACGGUUCGAUUUGAAAUUGGAAAGGUUGUGUUGUUUUAAGUGAAAUGCCAGAACAGUAAA